This is a messenger RNA of Ciona intestinalis (vase tunicate), 6712 nucleotides long. The record is from RefSeq and is a predicted model, not a curated record. NCBI's taxonomy places the organism in Eukaryota, Metazoa, Chordata, Ascidiacea, Phlebobranchia, Cionidae.
AAUGGGUUCACUUACCACAGAUGUAUGUUAGCUAACUGAUAGUUUAUGAAUGUUUCAAUACUUGGAGUUACAUGUGGACAUUCUCGAAAUAGUUCACUGAAUGAAAGUGACACCCAGGAUUAAGUUUUGCGGCAUUUGUAGAAGCCAAUUGCCGUCAAUAUUCUGAUUUUUACCGAUGAAAAGACUGAGAUGAAUAAUUCCUACACACCGAAAGCCUGGAUUAUUUUCUGCUUGGCAAUCAUUACCAUUGUGUGUGUUACAUCAAUGCCAGAGUGCAAAUGCAAACGAAAACAGUUUGCAUGCUCUGUUAGUAACAAAUGUACGUGCAUACCAGUAGCUUGGAAAUGUGAUGGAGACACCGACUGUGGAGAUGCGAGUGAUGAAAUGGACUGUGUAAUACCCACAUGUCGACCCUCUUCGUUUCAAUGCGACAAUGGAAAAUGCAUCAUGGCAGAAUGGAAAUGCGAUGGUGAAAACGACUGUGGUGACGAUAGUGACGAAGUUUCGUGCCCGAUCCAGCCAUGCGACGAAUCGACGGAGAAGACGUGUGGAUCUGGCGAUUGUGUGCCGAAAAGAUGGUGGUGUGACGGUGAUGAAGAUUGUUCUGAUGGAAGUGAUGAAACUGAUUGUAAUCGUCGAACUUGUGGUGGUACAGAAUACGCAUGCACAAGUGGAGAGUGUGUGAGUUCAGCAUUUAAUUGCGAUGGUGAUUUUGAUUGUCGGGAUGGCUCGGAUGAAGAAUGUGCAGAAGAACCAGCAGACCCGGACGUUAUCCCAAGCAAUUCAAACUUUACCGCAUGUAAGGACGAGGAGUUUUCGUGCGCAGGCAGCGACUCUGAAGUCGGCCACGGUCAACUUGACUUUUGCAUUCCAUUCGAAUAUGUAUGCGACCAAGAGCUUGACUGUGAUAACGGAAUUGAUGAACGAAAUUGCAGUCACCCAUGUACCGAUGAACAAUAUAGAUGUGGUAAUGGCCAAUGUAUUGGCUUGCAUAAUCACUGUGACGGCCAAGACGACUGUGGAGACGGGACGGAUGAAAUCAACUGUCCUGAAUAUGAGGAAUGUAUUUAUGGAGAGUUUAAAUGUAAAAGCGGGAUGUGCAUAAGUGAAGCGUGGAGGUGUGAUGGAGAUAGCGACUGCAAUGAUGGAUCUGAUGAACAGAAUUGUCAUGAAGAACCACUAGGUUGCAACGACGAUCAGUUCGAAUGUUUCACCAGCAAACGAUGCAUUCGUAUAAGUUGGAGAUGCGAUGGCGAACAUGACUGUUCGGAUCAAAGUGACGAAAUAGAAUGUGAUACUUGUGGGAGUGGAAAACACAGAUGCAACAAUGGACAAUGUAUUGGAAUGCACAAAGUAUGUGAUGGAGUUGUCGACUGCCUCGACUCCUCUGAUGAAAGUCCAAGGAGAGCAUGCAAUGGUUCGAACAUGCUACCGACCAAUUUUACUUCAUGCGCUGAUAAUAAUGGAGGAUGCGAACACACUUGUAGAGAAUCUUUAUCAGGAAGGGCUCAAUGUAUUUGUCGGAAAGGAUUUGAACUGUCACCCGAUCUUUCUAGUUGCAUUGAUUUAAAUGAAUGUAACGAAGAGGCAUCGUGUAGUCAGGUUUGCAACAAUACGAUCGGGAGUUUUGUAUGUUCUUGUUUGCAUGGAUACAUUCUACGGCCUGAUAGCAGAACUUGCAAGGCAAGUGGUCCUGAGCCAGCUCUCUUGUUUACCAACCGCAUCGAUAUUCGAAAAAUACUUCCCGAUCGCUCCGAGUUUCGAUCCAUUUUACGAGACCUGGAGAAUGCCAUUGGUUUAGAUUAUCACAUCGAUAAAGGCUUGAUGUUCUGGACCGACGUCACACUAGAUCGUAUUAUGAGGUCAUACGUAAACGGGAGUGACGUGCAAGAAGUGGUUUCAUCUGGUCUGGAAAGCCCGGGUGGUGUGGCAGUCGACUGGAUCCACAAUCUUUUAUAUUGGACUGAUUCCGGUACUUCAAGAUUGGAGGUUUCAUUAUUGGAUGGAUCUCUUCGUAAAGUGCUUGUUUGGGAAAGACUGGAGAAGCCAAGAGCUCUUGCCCUUCACCCAUUGCAUAGUUUAAUGUUCUGGACGGAUUGGGGUGAUACGCCUCGUUUGGAAAGCGCUGCUAUGGAUGGUAGUCAACGUCACACAGUUGCCUCACGGAACUUACAUUGGCCAAAUGGUCUUGCUAUUGAUUACACGAGGAAUCACAUAUAUUGGGCUGAUGCCAAAUACCAUAUUAUCGAAAAAGCGAACUUGGACGGUGGAGACCGGCGCGCUGUUAUAAGCAGAGGCUUGCUGCACCCAUUUGGAGUUACUAUUUUUGAAGACAAAUUAUAUUGGACCGAUUGGCAAACAAAAAGUGUGAACAGCGCCAAUAAAUUUACGGGCAGAGGAGUAAAAACGAUUCGAAGUCGUCUUCACUUCCCCAUGGACAUCCAAACAUACCACCCACUACGUCAACCGAAUGGCCACAAUCGUUGUGAACAAGCACACUGUAGCCACCUGUGUCUUCCACGACCUGAUGGCAUUACAUGUGCUUGCCCCACCGGGUUCCGACGCGUCAACAUCACUCACUGCGCUGAAGAUAUCAACCAUUUCUUGGUUUUUACCAGAAAGACCGACAUUCGUCGCAUCUCAUUCGACGGCGUUGAAAGAGCGGACACAGUACUCCCAGUUAAAAACCUUAAAAACGCUGUCGCACUUGACUGGCACAGCGACCACCCCGGCCACAUUUACUGGUCUGACGUCAGCAAGGAUACUAUCAGCAGGGCGGAAUGGGAUGGAAGCCAGGAAAAGGUGAUCGUCAGUAGCAGUUUGGACUCACCAGCCGGUCUCGCAAUUGACUGGAUCACCAACAAAAUAUACUGGACAGAAGCCGGUAUAAACCGGAUUGAAGUCGCAUUGCUGGACGGUUCGAUGCGAUGCGUUUUAAUUUGGACAGGCCUUGAUAGGCCAAGAGCCAUCGUGGUUCAUCCCAAAACGGGCCAUAUGAUAUGGUCCGAUUGGGGAGCCGAACCCAAAAUCGAACGAGCUGGUAUGGACGGUACCAACCGGACUACGCUGGUUUCAACUGGUCUAACGUGGCCCAAUGGCGUGGCUAUUGAUUACACAUCUGAUAUGAUCUAUUGGACCGAUGCUGGGGCUAAAACCAUCGAAACUUGUGACUUACAUGGUGCCCAACGACGAGUUUUGGUCAAUGAUGAUUUACCUCACCCGUUCGGUAUCACACUGGAUGCCACACGAAUAUAUUGGACUGAUUGGCAAUCGAAAUGUAUCAGUAGCGCCGAUAAAGUCACUGGAGGCGAUAGAACAGUUUUGCGAGAAAAUCUUGAAUAUUUGAUGGAUAUUCGAUUCUAUCACAAGUCAAGACCCAUGACCCCAAAUCCCUGCUCUGUCCGAAACGGAGGUUGUACACAUCUGUGUCUGUUGUCACCAAAUAUUGGCGAAGGAAGUCACAACAUAUUAUCCACCCCCUAUCGCUGCGCUUGCCCAACUGGACUUACUUUAAGUCCCGACCGCCACAAAUGCAAUACGGAAAUGAACAAGUUUUUGGCGAUCGCGCGACGAACCGACAUUCGUGUCAUUUCAUUAGAUGUUCAGUAUUCAGCUGAUGUAAAACUUCCAAUCAAGUCUUAUUUAGCAAACGUUGUGGACGUGGCUGUCGAACCACGUGACGGGUAUUUAUAUUGGUCUGAUAUCGGCUCGCAUGAAAUAUCACGAAGUCAUCUUAUCGACCCGACUGUAAGUGAGGUUGUUAUUUCUUCUGGGUUGGACAUUGUGGAAGGUCUAGCUAUUGAUGCUGUUGGUCGUUUAUUAUAUUGGACUGACGAUGGUCGGGAUAUUAUAUCUGUGUCUACAUUAGAUGGAAAGCACAAAAGGAUUUUAAUUAAUGAUGACUUGGGCUCACCAAGAGCUAUCACCCUACAUUAUGGAAUCGGGUAUAUGUACUGGACCGACUGGGGUAACAAACCGUCUGCCAAAAUAGAAAGAGCUGGUAUGGACGGUAGUGACCGUUCUGUAAUCAUCGAUACAGGUCUCACAUGGCCCAAUGGAAUAACCAUUGAUACUGAACUUGGAUGGUUGAUUUGGGGAGACGCACAGACCGAGAAAAUUGAACGGUCGGAUCUUCUUGGCAGAAACCGCACAAUACUUUAUUCAUCUUCACCCCACCCUUACAGCAUUAGCUGUUUGGAUGGAUUAGUUUAUUGGACAGACUGGGAGACCAGAGAUGUACGUCGGCUUGAUCUCCAUAACACGAGUGAUGUGCAAACUUUGCGUGGGAACAUGCCCAGUAUGAUGGGUAUGAAGGCAGUUUCCAUGGAACCUCCCGCAGCCAACAUGUGUGGCCUUAACAACGGCGGUUGUAGCCAUCUGUGUAUUCGAAGUCCAACCAGUACAACAGGAUUUAUUUGCGCAUGUCCAACGGGGGUUCGUAUUAAAGAAGACAAACAAACGUGCGACGAUCUUCCUACUGAAUAUCUCUUGUUUACGACCCGGCUGUCGAUUCGCAGAGUUUCUUUGGAGGCGGAUAAAAACUCCUACGUUGAACUACCUGCCGGUGAAUUGGAAAACACCAUUGCAUUGGAUUACCAUUAUGGCCGACAACUUCUGUUUUUCACUGACGUUUACCUGGAUGUAAUUAAACGGUCAAACUUGGAUGGAUCGGAUACGAAAGUUAUUGUCUCAAGAAACUUGAAGACAACUGAUGGAGUUGCUGUUGAUUGGGUGGCGGAUAAUAUUUAUUGGACCGAUGCUGGGCCUAACACAAUAUCUGUUGCGAGACUGGAUGGUACAAGCAGGAAAGUGGUGAUCGACCAAGGAUUGGACGAACCACGGGCAUUGGUUGUUCACCCAUCACGUGGGAUAAUAUUCUGGACGGACUGGGGAGACAAGGCAAAAAUAGAAAAAGCAAAUAUGGAUGGAAGUGCUAGAAAGACUCUUGUUCGAAAGAACCUGCAGUGGCCGAACGGGCUGACAAUCGAUUACAACAAUUCAAGACUCUACUAUGUAGACGCAUACGAUGAAUUAAACCGCAUCGAGACUUGCGAUUUUAACGGAAGAAAACGAAAAGUUGUUGUUUCACCAGUGCCACAUGGGUUUGCUAUUACAUAUUUGUCCGGAACUUUAUAUUGGACAGAUUGGCAAACGUCAAGCAUUCAUUCAAUUACGUACCCAUUUAAUUCUUCAAAGCGUAAAACAAUUCUUGGUGGCGUGGAAGGCCUUAUGGAUAUCAAGGCGGUUUCAUCAAAAAGACAAACCGGGACAAGUCUCUGCGACACAAUGAAUGGUUAUGGAGGUUGUUCGCAUCUAUGUUUAAUGAAAGGUUCACGAACGUUAACAUGCGCUUGUCCUGAUCCUAUCGAUCCACCACAAGCUCCUGUGGCCGAUAGUAUUUUGCCAAAUAUCAAUCAUGAAAGUCCUGAUGGCGGAGUGUUAAACAAUUGUAGUCUUACUCCAGUCCGAAUAAUAAAACAUUCAUCUACACACGCACCUGCCUUGGUUACAGCAUACGACCUAACAACUCUUUCAAGUGAAGGAACAUUACAUAAUAAUAUAAGUGUGGACACAAAAGCAGAAGCUCAACCAAUUGUUAUCCACGUGCUUGCUGUGUUCUUGGCGGCGGCUCUAAUCGUUUUUGUAAUCAUCGUUGUUUUCGGAUUUUUUAUGUGGAAGAAAAUUAAGAAACGCAAAACACCAAGGUCCAACAUCCCGAGCAAUGAUAAUGCAACAGUGACCUACAGAAACAAUGUCAGUUACAGAAGUGGCAGCAACUCUUUACUUCACCACAACAACACGAGCAGCGAGCAUACACCUACCUUGUGGCCUGGUGUUGACCCGCGGAAUAAACACGAAAGAAGUUCUUUGAUAAAUAGAUCUGAAAACGAAACUCAUCCGGCGGACGAUUCUCUUCCAACAUCGGAAGAUGAUCGUUAUGAUGAAACUUCAACACAAUACAGCAGAGUUUCAACAUUGGAAGGUCCCAAGACGAAACUACCAAGUCGAAAACUUGGGACUGUUGGAUUACCUACCUCACGAGACCACCAGCUUACUGCCCCACAAGCGUUACCUCUAUUACGUGUCACGAACAGUCCGCAAACUUGCCAAGCUACGAACCAACUGGCGUACUGUAUAGAUGACGGUGACGUCAGCAGUUGCUAUAGCGACGAUGACUUCUCGAAUUGUGGGGAUGUUCCCUCACCGAUACCUUCAAAGGCCAAAUCAAAGAACCGAUUACUUCGUAAUUUAUUAGACAAGCAGCCGAAAAUGAGCGUAACCACAACAUGUACAAUGCUUUCUGAGGACGAUUGCCAAAGUUCAGAAGCGAUAUCAGCAAACUCAGGCACCAACGAUUAAAACUUCUGAACGGCUGAUUAAAAUGUCUUAAAAUUUAAAAUAGAACUCUACUUUUACAUACUGCGGUAUUUUACCAUUUCUAGAAUUUAUUUAUUCUCUUUUUUUGACGCGUGAAUGUUUUAUGGUGUCUUUGUAUUUACAUAAAAUGUAGAAUCUAUAAAUCAAACCUCCUACGUUUUCCAGUGUUACAACCGAUAAAAAACGGUUUAGCCCACUCGGAAAUGUUUUCUUGGUGUUAGCCAGUUUAUUUUUUUUUCUUCUUGGCCAUCUUUCUUUACAAUACAUGUCUCCCCAUGUAUAAUCCCUUUUGCGAUACAACUGUUCUGUUUGUAUAAUAAAGUACAUGUUUUAA